UUUUUUUUAAAUAUAACCUUGAAGACUUUGAAUGACGAAAAUAAAGAUCCAAAAAAUAUAUGGUAGACCAAAACAAAAUGAUAAAAAUAAUUAUUGUAAAAAACAUAUUAGGCACAUUUUUGUGUUGUAGGUAAUUAAACUUGAAAAUUAGUUCUUUUAAUUUUUUUCAAUUUCAAAAAUAUUUUAUUAAAAUCUCCUUUUAUUCCAAAUACAAAAAACUUGGUUAGAAAAAUUUUUUAACCUUGGGGGAAAAUUGAAAAAUAAAAAAUAAAGUUUCAUGACGUUUUGGUGCCUAGAUUAGAGUGUCAAGCGAAAAAGGGAUGUUUCAGCGUACUUUUAAAGAUAUGCUUUUCUGUGUACUAUAUUCUCUCAUUUAAGCUUUGUUUCAAAUAUUUUUUUCUAAUUAAGUCCAUUUUCUAUGAAAAAGACAUCAAAAGGAGUAAAAAUUAUUUUUUGAGUGUUUUUUGUCUAACUAAUUUUUUUAGAGAUCAGUGAAGUAAUUCUCCAUGAAUUUUAACUUUUUCUUUAAAAAAUGUUCCUAAAUUCUCUACUAUAAAAACCCAAAGAGAAGGUUUUCAAUCAAAACAUCGUCUACAAUCGCAACGCCCGAACUUAUAAUUUCUAAUGUCGUCUACAAAAAGUGCAAUGGACGCAACUGUAUUUCCGGAUGUUCCUCUCUCACAAACGGAUUUGAUUAUCAUUAGUGGGGUUUUGAUUGGUUUCUUGGUCCUUCUUUGCAUUAUUUUCCUCUGUUGUUGCCGUCGAAAGAAGAAGACGUCGCCACAUGAAGUGAUCAUCGUUGAAGAAAUACAAGUAGAGACUUUUUCUGAGCCGCCAAAACGUGUUUCCUCGCAAAAACGCAGCACACCUCAACAAAUUAAAGCGCCACAAAAUCAAAAACCGAAAAGCGUGAAAAAGAAGUCCAAAUCAAAGAAGCCAAAGAAAAAUGCUGGCGACGAACUUCCAGUUAAUAAAGACUUGGCAUUGGCAGCUGGGGUUGUGGUGCCUGGGACUUACGAGGAUAUUGUGGAAGUACCAGUUGGCAAGCCAGAUAAAAAACAACAGCAAAAGGGAGCGGACAAAGGCGGUAAUAAAAAAGGUAAAAACAAAAAUAUAUUUAAAUUUUUUUAA
Molecule: messenger RNA, 1131 nt
Organism: Meloidogyne enterolobii
Lineage: Eukaryota; Metazoa; Nematoda; Chromadorea; Rhabditida; Meloidogynidae
Source: the annotation of a GenBank genome assembly